This is a messenger RNA of Zeugodacus cucurbitae (melon fly), 694 nucleotides long. RefSeq lists its product as uncharacterized. Bases 42 to 626 code for a protein of 194 amino acids. Lineage: Eukaryota; Metazoa; Arthropoda; Insecta; Diptera; Tephritidae. The transcript is spliced from 3 exons. The record is from RefSeq and is a predicted model, not a curated record.
AAUAAAUUAUCACUUGAUCUUUGGACAUUCCUCCAUGCAAAAUGGUAUAUAAAGUGAUAUGUUUAAUAUUUUUGAGUAGUUCCGUUUUGAUUAUUGGAAAAGCAACUUACACCGACAUGUAUUUCAAAUCACUAUUUUUUUUAAGUGUCAUAUUUUUUGCGAGUGUCAGUGCACGCACAGUACGCGAGAUUGCAUCCAAUCAAGAGGCUCCAUCGCUUUUAAAUUUAUUUGAAACUAUUAACGAGAAUUUUAAGAAGUUUGGAGAUUCGGUUUCAAAAUCCUUUAACUCACAAAAGUUUGAAGAAAGUGGACGAGAUGUUGCUAAACAAUUAGAUGAGUGGGGUGCGAAUAUCAAGAAAGAGACUGAAAACCUGAAAGAUAACGAGGCUGUCAAGAGCUUAAGGGAAUCUGUAGAUAAGGCAUUGGAAGAAUUCAAACAAUCACCUGAUGUAAAAGUCGUUAUUGAAAAAUAUCAAACUGGGGCAGAUGCGUUUGUAGCCAAACUUAACAAAAUAAAGGAGACUGAGGAACCAAAGUUGCAGGGUCUUUCCCAGAAGAUUUUGGAACAAACCACUACUACACUACAGGAUAUUGCAAAUAUUUUUCAACAAAAUGUAAAACAAUAAAUUUGUAUCCAAAUAUACAUAUAUGCUAGAACAAAAUAUAAGUAGUGCACACAUUCAUAAAAAGUGAA